This is a messenger RNA of Hypoxylon trugodes, 3141 nucleotides long. RefSeq names its product initiation factor 2. Lineage: Eukaryota; Fungi; Ascomycota; Sordariomycetes; Xylariales; Hypoxylaceae. The transcript has 3 exons. The coding region runs from base 1 to 3141 and encodes 1046 amino acids. Gene Ontology annotation, molecular function: GTP binding; translation initiation factor activity; GTPase activity. Gene Ontology annotation, biological process: translational initiation. The record is from RefSeq and is a predicted model, not a curated record.
AUGCUGAGAGCGGGAAUAUCAGGGCGAGAGUCUUCAAUAUGCGCAUUCUGCCAACAUCGCCUUUCGUUGCGCUUCACAACGCCACGAACCAGCAAAAAGCAAUUUUCAACUACGAAACCCCUCAAGGACGAUGACGAUUGGGGUUGGGGGAACCAUAGCAAACCCCAAGCUCAACCGAAACAAGAUGAUUUCUUAAAUCAACGUGAGCUUUUAGCGCGCCGACAGCUACUUGCCAAACAGCAACAGAAAUCAACUCCCGAACCUCCGAAGCCUAACCCUGCUGACAGUGGUGUACAAGCUAGACAUGUAUGGGAUGCAGGAAAGCAGCGAGAGAUCGAGACGAGCUUACGGAGAGAGGGUGUGACGUUCCAAAGAGAAGCUCAUAAAGAAUGGCGCGACAGAUCCCCUUUCCAACUGGCUCCGCGGUUAAGGGAUGUCGGCCAGGGAUCAACUUUUAUAAGAAGACCACCAGGAACGCUUGCUCGUGAAACGAGGGAAGCUAAUACGAUCCGACCGAAUGAUUUCAUAAAGGGUGUUUUCCCACAAGGAAUUUCCCAAACCCCGAAUAACAACGAUUUGAAUGGACGAGGUGCUCGAGAAUCGCGCUCUCUGGGAUCGAAUCAAUUUUUUAAAGAACCCCCACGGUCAACCCCAACCAAUUUCGACUCACCCUUUGGUGAUGCGCACCGUAAUAUAGAAUCGAAACCCACCAAUCCGCGAGCCAGUCCAUUUACGCCCCCGGAGAAAGAUCCGGACUGGAGUUCGUUGGCACGAAAACAAACUCCUAAAAGUAGUGACUUCUGGAAUCAUUUUGGUAAUGAAUUUAAAAAUAAUUCCAAGAGUUCCCAAGCGACGAAGACACAAGGAUCAAAUGAUUUAAGAACGGCUUCGUCGCGAUCCGAUAGCAAAAAUACUUGGGAACAGAUGGAGAAGAAGGUUGCAGACCCGAAAAGUUCGGGUUCUAAAGCCUUAUAUGACUGGGGUGAGGAGUUUGACACAUCAGGGAACCAAAUCAAAAAUACCUCGAAAUCUCCCCCAUCCAGGGCAUCUACGACCGACACUCCAUCCAGGGUUCUCGAGGAACAGAGUCAAGCUAGGGACUUCGGGGGUCGGGAUCGAGGUCGUGGACGUGGUGGGCGAACCGAUCGGUUUGAGACUUUUGAACAACGGGAUAGUGGUGCGGCUGAUCGUGGAAAACGCUCGCGACGUGGGGCCAAGUUUGGCUUGCAAGAAGAUGAUGGAGCUGACUUCGAUUACGAACAAUAUCAGGAGAGGCGUCGAGCGAAGGCAGCACGAAAAGCACAACGCGAAUCCGAGAAAGCCGGUCCUACUCCUAUUUCAUUACCCGAAUUGAUAAGUAUUGAAGCGUUGGCCGAAGCACUCAAAGUGAAGCCAAAAACAUUUUUGAAACAACUUGGCGAGUUAGGUUUUGAAAAUGUCUCGUUAGAUAGUCUGAUGGCUGGAGACACGGCUGCGCUUGUCGCUCAGGAAUAUGGGUUCGAACCGACGGUAGAGGUGGACCGUGAUCUUAAACCCCGCCCACCACCUGAGGAUGUGUCGGUUCUUCCACAGAGACCACCGGUUGUGACUAUUAUGGGUCAUGUUGAUCACGGAAAAACGACUCUACUCGAUUAUUUACGAAAUUCAUCUAUCGCCGCUCAGGAACAUGGAGGCAUCACUCAGCGUAUUGGUGCUUUUUCAGUGAAGCUCUCCGGUGGUAAACAGAUUACCUUCCUAGAUACCCCUGGGCACGCUGCCUUCCUUACAAUGCGACAACGGGGUGCUUAUGUGACGGAUAUCGUUGUUUUAGUUGUGGCCGCGGACGACAGUGUUAAACCUCAGACUAUUGAGGCUAUUAAGCACGCACGUGGAGCUAAAGUGCCGAUCAUCGUUGCUAUCAACAAGAUUGAUAAGGAAGGUGCUCGUAUAGAUCAAGUCAAAUCUGAUCUUGCGCGAGAAGGUAUUGAGAUUGAAGAUUUUGGUGGAGAUGUCCAGGUAGUGUGUGUCAGUGGCAAGACGGGCCAGGGUAUGGAUGACUUGGAAGAAAACAUAUUGACACUCUCCGAGAUUUUGGACCACCGAGCUGAAAUCGACGGCCUCGCGGAAGGUUGGGUUCUCGAAAGUAGUUUGAAACCGAUUGGUAAAGCUGCUACUAUCCUUGUUAAACGAGGCACGUUACGGCCUGGCGAUAUAAUCGCAGCGGGUCUGACGUGGGCUAGGAUUCGACAUCUUCGUAAUGAAGCGGGUGUUGAAAUCGAUGAGGCACCUCCUGGUACAGCGGUCGAAAUCCUUGGGUGGAAAGAUCUGCCCGCAGCAGGUGACCAGGUUCUACAAGCUGAAAAUGAGGGUAGAGCGAAGGAUGCGACGGAGUACCGUGAAGGUCUUCGCGACCGAGAAAAAGAUGCUGCUGCUCACGAAGGAAUUUCUGAAGCUCGUAGAGUUCUCCAGGAAAAGCGAGCUCGCGAGAAGAGUGAAGCAGGAGCUGAUGAAGCCCUGCCAGAGGAAGAGAAUGGUACGAGGAUGGUGAAUGUCGUCGUCAAGGGCGAUCUUCACGGCUCGGUUGAAGCAGUCUGUGCCGCGGUCCAGGAGCUUGGUAACCACGAAGUGCAACCACGCAUCUUGCGCUCGGGCACAGGUGCAAUUGGUGAAUUCGACGUGGAACACGCGGCGACGAGUAAUUCUGUCAUUGUCAACUUCGCGACGACAACUCCGGGGUACAUAAAAGCGAUGGCAGAGGAACAAGGUGUGAAGAUAUUAGACCAUAACGUUAUCUACCAUUUAGUAGACGACGUCAAGGCCGUCUUAAGCGAAUAUCUGACGCCUGAGAUUAGCUCCCGCGUGUUGGGUGAAGCAGAGGUACUGCAGGUCUUCCCGAUCAAUCUUAAAGGUCGCGUGUAUAAGAAUGUCGCUGGAUGUAGGGUGCGCAAUGGUGUUGUGGCACGGACGAAUUUAUACCGCAUUUUUAGGGAUGGGAAGAAGAUCUUCGAUGGUAAACUCGAAACACUAAAACAUGUCAAGAAAGACGUAACAGAGAUGCGAAAGGGCACCGAAUGCGGUAUCGGGUUCGAAGAGUUCCAGGACAUCAAAGUCGGCGAUCAGAUACAGGCUUAUGAGGAGGUGAAGACCAAGCGGUUCUUGUAA